UUCACGCCGAUUGGUUUGGUUGGUACAAUUGAUAUUUGGUCGAUAGAAGAAAAGUCUAGCAAUUUCCACGAUUUUUGACCAUUUUUUCACGAAAAAAGUCCAGUCAAGAUGAGUGGCGAUGAUAAUCAGACUGAGCAAUUCGAUUCCCUCUUCCUGUCAAUAGCCCAGCACCAUCCGCACGGCGCUUCGCAGUUAUUGGACACUUUUGUGAGUUUUCUAAGCCGCAAGACGGAUUUUUUCACCGGGGGCGAGGAAGGAGCAUGGGAAAAGUUAGUAAUGAGCACAUUUAGGAAAUACGAACAAGUUAGUCGUAAGAAACACGAGACGGAGUUAAAAGAGCGUCGGGAACGUGAAGCCGCCAAAAAGAAGAAACAGCAAGAAGAGGAGAAGGUAAAACCGGCGGAAAUCACCGAAUUGACUGAUGCUGAGGCUGAAAAGUUGCAAGCCGAGUUAGAUGCUAAGAAAAGUGGGGUGAGUAAUGGGGCCCCAGCUGUUGAGAAAAUUGAAGAGGAUGAGGAUGCCUCAGAGAUUGGGAAAUUGAAGCCAAACAGUGGCAAUGGAUGUGAUUUGGACAAGUACAGGUGGACGCAGACUCUCCAAGACGUUGAGGUGAGGAUACCGCUCAAAAUCAAUUUCCGAGCGAAACAAAAAGAUCUGGUCGUGAAUCUGACAAAGAAACAUCUGACAUGCGGAAUUAAAGGCCAGCCACCGAUUGUCGAUGAUGACUUCCCGCACGAAAUCAAGCUGGAAGAAUCCACGUGGGUGAUUGAAGACGGACACACGCUUUUGUUUAAUUUGGAAAAGAUUAAUAAAAUGAACUGGUGGUCGAAGUUGGUUGUUUCCGACCCGGAGAUCAGUACGAGGAAAAUUAAUCCGGAGCCGUCCAAGUUGAGCGAUCUGGAUGGGGAGACAAGGGGGCUCGUGGAGAAGAUGAUGUACGAUCAGAGACAGAAGGAGUUGGGGCUGCCGACCAGCGACGAGCAGAAGAAACAAGAUGUUAUCAAAAAGUUUAUGGAGCAGCACCCCGAAAUGGACUUCUCAAAGUGCAAAUUUAAUUAGGGCACUCACCUCUUGUUUGUAUUCAUUCUUUUGCGUAUAAUAAAAUUUUUAAAUAAAAAAACA
This is a messenger RNA of Tribolium castaneum (red flour beetle), 1122 nucleotides long. It is a transcript of the gene nudC, whose product is annotated as nudC. Gene Ontology annotation, cellular component: cytoplasm. NCBI's taxonomy places the organism in Eukaryota, Metazoa, Arthropoda, Insecta, Coleoptera, Tenebrionidae. The record is from RefSeq and is a predicted model, not a curated record. The transcript is spliced from 5 exons. Gene Ontology annotation, biological process: protein folding. The coding region runs from base 109 to 1059 and encodes 316 amino acids.